AUGGCGUUGAUGAAAUGCCGUUACUACGAAAAUCAAUUCCCUGAUGUGGAAGAAACCGUUAUCGCCAACGUUAAGAUGAUCGCCGAUAUGGGAGCCUACGUUCGGCUUUCUGAGUACAAUGAUAAAGAGGGUAUGAUCUUGCUCUCUGAGCUCUCCCGUCGUCGUAUCCGUUCAGUCAACAAGUUGAUUCGAGUUGGCCGUAGUGAAUGCGUCGUCGUUAUUCGUGUCGACAAGGAAAAGGGAUACAUUGAUCUCUCGAAACGUCGUGUCUAUCAGAAGGAUAUGAACCAAUGUAAUGAGCGAUAUGCCAACGCCAAAAUGGUCAACAGCAUUUUGAGACACGUUGCUGAACAACUCGGAUACACCACUGAUGAGGAACUCGAGAAUUUGUAUCAGAAAACCGCAUGGCAUUUUGAUAGAAAAGAAAAACGAAAAGCCGCAUCGUAUGAUGCAUUCAAGAAGGCCAUCUCUGAUCCAACAGUUCUUGAUGAGUGCGAUAUUACUCCAGAAGCCAAGGAAAAGCUUUUGGAAGAUAUCAGAAAGAAAUUGACUCCACAAUCCGUCAAAAUUCGUGCUGAUAUCGAGGUGUCCUGCUUCGAUUACGAGGGAAUCGACGCGGUUAAGUCAGCUUUGAUCACUGGAAAGAAUUGCUCUACAGAGACUUUCCCAAUCAAGAUCAACCUCAUCGCCGCCCCACACUUCGUCGUUACCACCCAAACUUUGGACCGAGAAGGUGGACUUGUUGCUGUCAAUGAUGUGUUGGAGACAAUUCGUAAGGCUAUCGAAGGAUUCAAGGGAAAAUUCACGAUCAAGGAGGAAGCAAGAAUUGUGACCGAUAUUGAAGAUGAGAAGAAGAAGGCUGAAGGGGAUGAGGAGGAGGAGGAUUCGGAAGAAGAUGAAGAUGAGGAGGAAGACGAGGAUGAUGAUGGACUCAUGGCACCGAAAGGAUUGGAUCAACAAGUGGACGCCGAGGAAGCAAGUAGAGACAACAGAAAGAAGACUGGAAAUGAUGAGGAGGACAGCGAUGAGGAUGAUGAUUAG
Caenorhabditis remanei is the source of this 1041-nucleotide messenger RNA. RefSeq lists its product as uncharacterized. The record is from RefSeq and is a predicted model, not a curated record. Bases 1 to 1041 code for a protein of 346 amino acids. NCBI's taxonomy places the organism in Eukaryota, Metazoa, Nematoda, Chromadorea, Rhabditida, Rhabditidae. The transcript is spliced from 4 exons. Gene Ontology annotation, cellular component: multi-eIF complex; eukaryotic translation initiation factor 2 complex; eukaryotic translation initiation factor 2B complex. Gene Ontology annotation, molecular function: ribosome binding; translation initiation factor activity; RNA binding.